Dioszegia hungarica is the source of this 2202-nucleotide messenger RNA. RefSeq names its product Sec63 Brl domain-containing protein. Bases 1 to 2202 code for a protein of 733 amino acids. Gene Ontology annotation, molecular function: RNA binding; transmembrane protein transporter activity. Gene Ontology annotation, biological process: SRP-dependent cotranslational protein targeting to membrane; post-translational protein targeting to endoplasmic reticulum membrane. Gene Ontology annotation, cellular component: Sec62/Sec63 complex. The transcript has 7 exons. Lineage: Eukaryota; Fungi; Basidiomycota; Tremellomycetes; Tremellales; Bulleribasidiaceae. The record is from RefSeq and is a predicted model, not a curated record.
AUGGCCCCAGGAAUAUCAUACGAUGAUUCAGGAUCAUUAGCGAGCUACUUUGGCGUCACAUUCCUCGUCGUCACUCUCGUUCCUGCUACCUACCUCAUCUUCAGGCCAGAAAGGAAGGAUACACUGAAACCACUAUGCACGUGCUCAGAGUGCCAAACGUCCCGCGCAGCUCUGCAGGGCCAAAAACAGUCUAUACGGACAAAACGGUUCUCACGGCGGAUCGUUCCCCUCGUCCUUGGCUGGCUGGCAUUCGCGUACUUGCUUUACGCAAUAGCGACGGCCCCGACUGUACCCGGUCAGGCGAUAUAUGAUCCAUUCGAGAUCCUGGGGUUGAGGAGCGGGACGGACGAGAAGGGGAUCAAGAAGCACUACAAGAAGUUGUCUUUGCAAUAUCAUCCCGAUAAGAUCCAGCUGGGACCGAACCAGACAAUAGAGGAGGUGGAGGGGAAGUUUGUGGAGCUCACAAAGGCGUACAAGUCGCUCACGGACGAGGCGAUCCGGGAGAACUUGGCAAAGUACGGGAACCCGGACGGACCACAGCAGCGCGAAGACAAGAUCGCGAUUCCGCAGUGGGUCGUAGAGGGGAAGAAUAGUAUUUGGGUGUUGGGCGCGUAUGGCUUGGUUCUGGGUGUCGGAAUCCCAGUCGUUGUGGGACGCUGGUGGUUCCGACAACAACGUACGACGCGAGACAACAUCCUCAAUACCUCUGCCGAAUACUUUUUCCACAAUCUCCGCGAAGACACCGAUUUCCUCAACCUCAUCACCAUCCUCGCUGGCGCGCUCGAGUUUCAGACGAUUCUCGGGCUGGCUACCAAGGCCAAGGGGAAAGGCAAGCCUAGCAAGAAGGAGCGGAAAGAGAAGACGGGGCGGGUGGAGGAGGUGGAGGCGUUGCUGGAUGAGCGGAGAGAGGCUUUGGGUCUGGGGGAGAGCAUUACGAUGAGGCCGGAGAAUCGGGUGGCCGUGGGAAGUGCGGCGCAGAGGCGGGCGAGGGUAUUGAUUUGGGGACAUUUGCUGCGUUGGGACUUUGACGAGAGGGACUUCAGAGAUGACCAACGCGCCGUGCUCUUGGCCGUUCAGCCCCUUCUCACAGCCAUCUCCAACAUCUCCCUCGCGCACGGCUGGCUCAGCACUUCCCUCCUCUCGCUCCGGCUCCAAUCCGCUCUCGUUCAGGCCAUCCCGGCCGGCUCGUCCCCCCUCGCCCAGCUCCCCGGGGUCUCGCUCGACAAGGCCGAAGAGCUCCAAUGGACCAAAGCGGCCGAGGGACGGCGGUGGAUCGAAAAGUUCGCCAAGGCGGAUGUGGCGGACGAUGUGGAUUUGGUAGAGGCCAAGCGGGUCGCAGAGGGCUGGCCGAGGUUCGAGAUUGUCGAUGCGGAGUUCAAGGUGGAAGGAGAAAAGGUGGUCUCGCCAUCGUCAAUAGUCAGCUUGAACUUCCGAGUCCGAUAUGUCGCCCCAUCCGCAUCCAAGCGGAAAUCCAUCUCUGUGCCAAACGGGGACGUUCCUGCUGGAUCCAACGGGGACGUUGAGAAGGCUGUCCAGGCCAUCAGCGACGAGGAGAAGGACAUUGAGGAGGGGGCAAACACAGAUCUGAAGGAGAAGGUCGGAGAUCUCAAGGAGAAGAUUGCGGAUGUCGUUUCGGACAAGACGGGGAAGAAGGAUGAAAAGGAGAAGGAGAAGGAAUGGGAGAAGAAUGGGUAUGCGCAUGCUCCGUUCUGGCCUCAGCUUCGCAAACCUCACUUCUCCGUCCUGCUCGGGGACUCCAAGCUCGACAAGGUCAUCGUCCCCCCAAUCCGAAUAACCGAUAUCCCCACCUCCCCCUCCUCUUCCCCAAGCACAUUCAGCCUCACCUUCCCCGCUCCGCCACAAGCCAACCUGUACUCGUUUGUCCUGCAUGCCGUAUCCGAUACAUUCGUCGGCAACGACGUCGUCCUCCCCAUCAUGCUCAAAGUGGAGGAUGUACCGGAGGAUGACGAGUCGGACGCGGGGGACGCGGACGAUAUCUCCGAGCCGGAUGAAGAUAGCUUGGCGGGGCAGAUGGCGCUGAUGAAGGGUGGGAAAGUACGGCCUAGUGCUGUGCAUGGGAGCGGGGGAGCCGAGGACGGGGAGGAUGAGGAAGAUGGGAGCGAGUACGAGUCGAGUAGUGACGAGGAGGGACCAAGGAAGGGCAGGGCGAUAAAUGAGGAUAGCGAUAGUGAUGAUGAUUAG